CUGUUGCGGAACUAUUUCUUGCUCAACGAGUUCGUCAACAAUGUUCAGCCUGACGCAAUACGCUAACGCUGUGGACGUUCUGGGCGACGACGGGAUGAUGCGCUACGGACGCGUGGUGGACGUGGCGGACAACGGGCUCUUGCUCGAUCUGCUCUAUCCCAACCGACGCCGCGAAUACGUUCCCUUCGACCGGCUUUUUUUGUCGCACGAGACGAGCGAAAUUGAUCCGUAUCGCCGGUUCCCCGUGGAAUUCGCCCAAUUUCCCGUGGAAGUGCUGGUGCCGGAGACGCCGCUGGGUCCGCUGAUCUGGCUUCCGGGAGAGGCCGUCAGUUUCGGACGCGGAAAGCCCGUGGAGGAGAUCGGAGGGGCCAUCGUCCAUUGGCGACGGAAGGACAGCGGAGUACGUUGCACCGAUUUCAUCCCUUUUCAGCGCAUCCGUUGGCCACUGGAGGAAGCACUGGAACUCGACCGCCACAUUCGUCCCGAAACAUUCGUCAAGCGAACGGUGCCGCUGGACGAUGAAUUCCGCUCGCUGUCCAGUGAAGAAGCAGAGGAGAUCAUCCAGCGGCUGAAUGACAGCGAAACCCGAUCAGACAUUCCCUUUCCGUGUAUAGUGGACGUCGUGGAACUCGUGAACGGCCGUUUGGGCUACGUCUACCAGCAGGGUUAUCGGGAAGUGGACGGCGUUUAUGAUCCUCGAGACGGGCGUGUUCUGGCGGUCCGCGCCAAUCUCGAAGCGGAGUUAAUUCGGCUGUCCAAGCUGCUGGACGAGUUCCCGGCCCGGCCCGACGAGACGCCGCUGACGGACAAAGACUGGCAGGAAGUGCUGUCGCACUUGGGGACGGGAGCCCAAAUGGCGCUGCGGGCGGUCUGCACCGCGUGGAACACGCUGAUGGACACCCCGGCGCUGUGCGAGCGGAUUCUGACGGGCGUCGAUGCGGACGCGCCUACGCGGAACAGCGAUUACGUCCGCCUGGCGACGGUGUACCACCGCUUGCAGCCGAACACGCAGCACGUGGUGGCGCAGUCUCCCCACGGAAACCCGCGGGGCAUCGCUGCCACGAUGAUCGUGUGCGACAUGAUCCGCUACGUCGCGCAGCAGCGCCCCGGCAUCCGCCUGCGCAGUCUGCAGCUGCGGCGUUUCCCGCUGGCGCUGCAGAUCAACGGCGUCACCGGCCACUCGGCCGACAGCGAAUGCGCCCUACACCAACCGGAUCCGGCAGCGCUGCAGGCGGCCGGGGAGCUCCUCUCGUAUCAGCUGGAAGACUUCGUUGCAGCCUGCGGGCGUCUGCCGUGCGAGACGGUUAUCCUGGUUGACUGCACUGUCCAGCUGCUCUGCUACUGCUUUUCACGCCAGUCGGCCCGUUGGAAAUGGAGACUCGUCCGUGUGGACAUCCACAUUCCCACAGCGCGACUGCCGAUUGGUCCGGAUUUCCGCUGCGCUUGGUGGAAUGCGUUGGAGGCGGCGCUGCCGGCGACCAGUGGGCAGGAAGUGGAGUUCUUGGACCUGCUGCAGUAUUCCGAAUGUGAUAAAGACGUCCAGCUCCGGAAAGUCGUCUGCACGAUGUUGUGCGCGCUGCAGUCGGAUGAUCCGCGUCCGACGUCGCAUUUUCGCGGGAAGAAGUGGUGCGUGGACGGUCUGGAACUGGCAGACGUGCAUCUGGAAGAUCUGUCGCGUAUCAGCCGGCACUUUCUCGCCCAACUACAGCGGGAUACGGCCUAG
Messenger RNA from Paramacrobiotus metropolitanus, 1723 nucleotides. RefSeq lists its product as uncharacterized. The record is from RefSeq and is a predicted model, not a curated record. The transcript has 3 exons. The coding region runs from base 41 to 1723 and encodes 560 amino acids. Lineage: Eukaryota; Metazoa; Tardigrada; Eutardigrada; Parachela; Macrobiotidae.